This is a messenger RNA of Ostertagia ostertagi, 489 nucleotides long. The record is from the annotation of a GenBank genome assembly. NCBI's taxonomy places the organism in Eukaryota, Metazoa, Nematoda, Chromadorea, Rhabditida, Trichostrongylidae.
AUGAAAGUUAUGAAGUGCUGCUGGCUGAAGUCGGGCAAAGAAACCAAGAGUACAUGGGAAUUGUUCCCAUCAGAAAAGGAAGCUGCAACCGCCGACCUUCGAGAAACUCCUCAGGAAGCCGGUUGGCGGAGCAAUCUUACCGAUAACGAGAAGCUGUUGCUACUACUCGGUUUUUGCUUCAUUGCCGACCCUCAGCAGCUGUGUCGACGUAAUGAGCGAUAUGCGGAAUGCGGCAGAUGUGAAGCAACUUGCAAGAAUCCAAAUACGGGAUGUCGGCACGGAUGUCUACCAUCAAGAUGCGAAUGUAUUGCAGCGCUAAACUACGUACGAGACCGUCAUGGUGCUUGCAUCAAAAUCACCGACUGUGAUGUUCCAACUAUGCUAGUUGCGUUUGAAUCUGGAGGAGCGUUUCGAAAAAUAUUCGGAAAGCUGUACAACGAGGGCAAAGUAGAAGAUGCAGGACGCACUGGCACGCAGCAAGAGCGAUGA